GCAAAAAAAUAAUGCUGAAUUCGGGAAAAGUGCUUUUAAAGCACCAGCAAAUCGUCCUUUUUCUGAUUCGUGCCGUUCUAGAAACGCCAGAUCAAGAUGCAGUUGCAGAGGUCGGACCCCGGGAAACCAUCCAAGAUGUUAAGGUCAAGUUCGCCGCCCUGGAGUGCAUCGAGGAACCGGCCCAACUGGUGCUGUCCUGCGAGGGCAUGCUACUCGCCCACGACUCGCUCGUGUCCGCCCUCGGCUCGGCCGAACUCGACCUGACCGUGCCGCUGCUCGGUGGUAAGGUACACGGUUCGCUGGCCCGUGCCGGCAAUGUCAAGGGCCAAACGCCGAAGGUCGAGAAGAAGGAAAAGAAGAAGAAGACCAGCCGUGCCAAGCGCCGCAUCCAGUACAACCACAACUUUGCCAACGUGGUGCAGGCCUUCGGUCGCCGCCGCGGUCCGAACGCCAACUCGACGUAAGCUGCUCUGAAUGGU
Messenger RNA from Culex quinquefasciatus (southern house mosquito), 479 nucleotides. RefSeq lists its product as uncharacterized. Gene Ontology annotation, cellular component: cytosolic small ribosomal subunit; ribosome. The coding region runs from base 12 to 464 and encodes 150 amino acids. Gene Ontology annotation, biological process: translation. Gene Ontology annotation, molecular function: structural constituent of ribosome. NCBI's taxonomy places the organism in Eukaryota, Metazoa, Arthropoda, Insecta, Diptera, Culicidae. The transcript has a single exon. The record is from RefSeq and is a predicted model, not a curated record.